Molecule: messenger RNA, 5467 nt
Organism: Rhincodon typus (whale shark)
Lineage: Eukaryota; Metazoa; Chordata; Chondrichthyes; Orectolobiformes; Rhincodontidae
Gene: cnsta
Product: consortin, connexin sorting protein a
Exons: 12
Coding region: 555-2702 (715 amino acids)
Biological process (GO): positive regulation of Golgi to plasma membrane protein transport
Cellular component (GO): transport vesicle; trans-Golgi network; plasma membrane
Molecular function (GO): connexin binding
Source: RefSeq, a predicted model, not a curated record
ACUCUUUGGUCGUUACCUUAACCAGGCAGUGAAGCGCGGGCUGGAGCUGACGCGCGCGUUCACUGCCUGGUUGAUGACCCGGAUGCUCAGCGAGCGAGAGAGAAGCGCCAGCUGUGGACCUCUCGAGCACACUUGGUGGGGCGAGCAGAGGUGAGGAGGGCGCGCGCCCCCUUUUUGUUCCUCGCUAACGGCUCGGCGCUUGGAAUGCGGCUCGCGCCGGCUCCGUUAGAGGGGAGGGCGGACUGAGCCAGAGGUGGCUGGGCGGGCGAUGGAUGCGGAGUGUAGGGGUUCGGCUGUCGCCGCUUCCACCAUCACCGCGGGCUGAAAAAAUCAAACAUCUUCACUGAUCCUGGGAGUCCUUGCCUUGUGACUGACGCAAUGGAGAAAGUUAAUUCAGGAAAGCAAUGAAUACGUUGAAGGACUUCAGAAAUGCAGAAGGGUGAGGUUAAGGCCUUGCAUCUUUGACUCUGAAUUAAUUUUUGCCAGACACACUUUAUUUUAGAAAGGCUGAAGAAAAUUGAUGGUCCCAGCUUGAGUUAUAGUAGAAGGUUCUCAUGGAUGAAGGAGGUUCACAUACGCUUGAACUUGGUACAAUGGAGAAAAAUGGCUGUCCAAAGGAUGUGGAAAAGGGUGGUGCAACCAAUCAUCUUUCCUCAUUAAUUUCCGAUGAAAAUGAAAAUCGGAUUCGUGAGACACAGAAUUCACCGUUCACUAAUGACAGAAUGGAAGGAUUUGAUUGGACCAAACAAGAUUUAAUCAAUAACAAUGAAGACAGCCGUGAUAAAACUGACUUUGAGCUUAUGCAAAGUAACUGCAUGGAGACAGACUGUGCUAAUGAAUUUGAAAUUUCAAACAGCAUUGCUAAUCGGAGUGCCGAAUUUCCACUGGGGAUAGAUACAGUUAGGACUUGUGAUUCAGAAAUGGAAAGAGAACUGAAAACCGCCACUUCUGGAACCUUGGACGAAGCCACAGAAGAUUCUUCAGAGUUUUUAUGUACGUCACAGAACACCAUUUUAAAUGACAAACAUUCUGAAUUGGAAGUAAACUGUCAGCGAGUCGACAAGAAAAGACUUCUUCGGACUCUGCUGAACUGCAUUCAGAGAGAAACAGAGUUAAAUGAUUCCUAUAGACUGCCAUACUAUCUUCAUCAGAUCGCAGAAAUCUAUUUUGAUGAAGGAGAAUAUGGAAAAGCAAUACAGUUUAUUCAGCUGGAAAAGCUGUACCAUCAAAAAUUUCUGGCAAACCUUGCUGCUAUUCAGGAGGAAUGGGAAGUGAAACAGAAGGCAGCAAUCGCAAGGGAGACGACAGAACGGAGGUUUGUUAAAGCUUUAGAUGACUGCAAAAUAGUGAAGCUGUCAGAAUUCUGUGCAUCACACUCUAGACCAAAUGUAUCAGUAGACAAGGGAGAACAUGGUGACAGGAAAGAUACUGUGGAAUGCAACUCAAGUUUUGCAGACUGGCCUAUAGCUAUAUCAAGAGACCAAAGUGCAAAAUAUGAAGAUGCAUCAUUGGAAGUCACGAUAGACAGGGAAAAAGACUCUCUUGCAUCUGUACAGAUUGCAUUAACAGCGGAUAAAAGCAUUGAGAGAGACUCUGCAAUGUACUAUGCUGAAUCAUCAUUGGAAGAACAAGUAGAAGCAGAAAGAGCAAAGGGCGCGAUGCACUUUGAGACACAACAUUUGUACUCUGAAAACACUGAGAUGGAUAAAAGCUGCUUUCAGCCAUGUGCUACUAUGCCUUGCAAGGACAUUGUAACUGCUGCACAACAAAUCAAGACAGAGGGUUUCUCAGAGACCGGAGUUGUUAUAGACACUAGUCCGUUAAUCCCUGCAGAGGAAACUGAAAAUCUACAUCAUGAUUUGAAAUUUGCUGGCAAAGCUACUGAGGAAAAUGUGCAAACGCGGUUGUUGGAUUGGAACAAAACUAUUGAAUUCAUUGCAGAUGGCCUGGCUGUGUCCAAACAAAGCAAUCAUGCAUUUCAAAAACAUGUUGAAAGUGAUUCCAGUGAUUGUGUAAAUAAGGAGACUACAUCUGGUCAUUCAGAAGGAAGUACGAGGAUAGACGACCAAGCAACAAAGCAAAGCCAGACUGAUGUUUUGAAUGAAAUAAAUGAAUGUGAACAAAUGUCAGAAAAAGCAGCCUCAAAAGCGGAGGAGGAAAUUCAGUGCAGUGCUGCACUUAGUGAGAAUUGGAUAUCCUAUGAGGUUUCAGAGAAAUGGGGGGAGGAUGAGCAUGUUGAAGCAUUCUGCAGCUCUAUACGGGACAUUGUCUCAUCUAGUCAGAAAAAUGAUACUGAUGAGUUAUUGCAGUUGAAUGACAGUUCAUUUUCCUUGGAUGAGCUUGCUAAAAGGAUACAGAUAGAAGAGAAUACUCACCCAGAGGGCCUUGUGUCCAUACUGAAAAAAGGAAAUUCAGACAAAGAAAUCACAACGGUGCAACAGAAGCAGUCAAAGAGGAGAGUAAGAUUUCAGGAACCCCAAGACAUGCUAGAGCAGGAUGAGGUAAAUGGAGAUUCCUGCCUCCUUUUGGUUCUGUUGUGCAUUGUCACAGUACUUCUGAGCAUCGGAGGAACAGCACUUUAUUGCACAUUUGGUGAUCUGGAGUCCAGUGUAUGCAGAGACUUCACAACACAAGUGAACUUCUAUUAUGCUCAGUUCCAACAAGGUGUCGAGAAACUGAAGCACUGGCUGUUAUUUUCCUAAAAUGACAUAUCUGCUUAAAUAGAAUUGAAGUCAUUAUGUAAAUCAUGGUUCAGAAGGUUUAGAUUGAAAGGUUGAUAAUCUUGCUGUAUGUGCUGCGAAGAAAUAACUGCUGUAAAAUGCAUCAAUCAGUAGGACACACCACAGUAAUGUCAGAGCUGGAAUUUUGGAUCUCAACAAAAUAAAUCAUAGCUUAGCAUAGCAAGUAAGGAUAAAUAUGCAAUUCCAUUAAGUGUGGAAUGUGGGAACACAAAAGACUUGCCAGUCACUUUCAGAAAUUUGGCUUUUGUGUAAUUUACCUUUUUAGUGUGGCUGGUCGAUAAUUCAUCACAUAAAUGUGAACAUCUUUGUACGUUGAUUUUGUAAAAGGUUUUACUUAUCAGUUUAACGUCCUUUCCCUCUUUAAAAAUGGUGGAAGUUGUAAUCUAUAUAGCUUUUUUCAAAACUGUUUUAAUUGUAUUUGGGUUUCUUUACUGCCUCAAGUCUUUGUUUUUCUAUUGAUGUUUAAUUUGGCAGUGAUCUGGUUUGAAAGUUAGUCUGAUUUUAUUUCUGUCUACCUCUUCACCUUGUUCCUAUUCUUUAUUUCAGCAGCUUAGUCUUAAAAAAAAAAUGCAAACGCACACAAAUGUUUUGGAGCAGGUUGUUACUGCUAGGGUAAAAUUUUCUAUUUUCAUUUUAUAGUCAAAUGUACAUAUCUCUUAUCUGACAGGGUAAAUCACAAAGUAAACGAUUAGCUCUUAACUGGAAGUGUGUGAACAAGCAAGUUAUGACUGUCUUUAACAGGCAAUGAGAAAGCUUCUGCCUUGUCGUCAAGUUCGUUCUGUUGAAUUUUGUUUCUUCUUCCAUUUUUAGAUAAUCUUCUAAAUAAUUACUUUAACAAACUACGUGCUGGUGUUCUGCUUAUGAUGCAUUAGCAUUUCUUAAUUUAGCAGUUGAGUCAGAAUAUUAUGCAAAAGUAAGAUUUUGAAUAAUAUCUAAUUUAUCUACACAGCAAAUUCCCCCCUCUGAUCUGAGAGACAGGGACUUUUAAAUAAAGGCUGAUUGUGACCAAAAAUGCCUGGUCAACUCAUUUUGAGCAGUAUUGACUAGCAUUUGUGUUUGGCUUGCCUGCUACUUUACAGAUCAGUGGGAUCAUACAGGCCUUUUGUUGAAUUACACUUUUAUAAUUACUCACUGUGUAUAAAUUUAUGUUGAAUAUUCAUGGGCUUGUUCCUUAGAAAGCUAUCUUUCAAUUUGGCAUAUUUAAGUUUUAACCUUGUUACAUUGAAAUUUCUGUUCAUGUAGAAAUCUUUUACUCUUUUUGCUUUUCUAUGGUACUACAACUGAUGGUUGAAAGGUGAGAGUCUGUUCUAUUCCCAGGCUUCCACCUUUGCCAGCGUUGUCUGCAUCUUGUGUUCCAAGAUUCUGUUGCUUAGUUUAUCUCAAGAUUACAAAAGACUGAUCAUGUGAUAUAAUUUUGGGAGGAUACAUGUUUCAGAAGUUGGUGAUUUAUUACUAGUACAAGAGCAUGCUAUGGGCACUGAAAGAAUUGAUAACUUGAUGUUUGAUUUCUAUUGCACCACAAACACGCACAAUCUUGUAAAAUAUGUGCUGACUCUGAAGUGUGAAAAAGUCAUCUUAAAGGGAAAUUAUUAAUUCAAGCCCAUAAAUUUAUGUUUAAAAAACUGCAACACUUAAGAGCAGGUCUCUAUACAAAGAUUCAGAAAUGCAAAUGGAUAAUUCCCUUACCACCCAAGUGUCAUCAUACGCAUUUCUUAAGCCUUGCUUCUAUAAUCGGUUUCCUAAUUCAUUAGCAUCUACAAAUAUUGUGUAUAAAUGAUUCUUACUGUUAAAGAAAAUAGAUGCUACAAUUGCACAGGUUUCUCAGCAUCUGAGGAAAAAAAAUAAUUUAACGUUAAGGUCCAAAGACCUGCUUUGCCCAUCUUUUGCUGAAUUUUUAACUUCAAGCUUCGUUUUUGUUCUUCUUGUUGGCACUAAUUCUGUUUAACAAGUCUGUAUGUACAUAGGAGUGAGUGCUUACUGUUAAACUUUUCUCAUAUAAUGGUUCUGGGUAUAAUAUAAUUCUGGCAUGUUGGACAUGGGGGUUUGCCAGUAAAUCUAUCCCUUAGUUUGAAUGAUGUUAUCAAUUAAAUGUGUCAGUAAAAGGGCCUUAAAUUUUACAAUAGCAACUUAACAUAUCUAUGAAGUUGCCAGCUUUUAACCUAAACUGUGUCAUGGUGCAUGAUUAUACAGUAGAGGGCAGAAUAUAUUCAUUGUGUGUUACUGGCUGGAUCAGUGCACUAUUCUAAAAUGGUAAUAAUGGGAAAUGUAAUUUAUUUAAUGUAAAAUAUGAUGUGGAGCAAAUCAUGACUUAUUUUCCUUCUGUUUUGUAAAUUCAAAUUGGCAUGUUGACAUUUUAGAAAUCUAAGAUUUAGCUUUGUAAUAUUAGAGAUAGUUAACCUCUGACUUUGAGUGCAUAAUGUACAAAUUGUUAAAUGUUUUAACUUUUUUUUUUAUAUAAUGUUGUACCUAUUGCAUUCUUCACCAGAAAUAUUUUAACAGGUUCAUCUUAAUGUCAUGAAGUCUAGUGAUUUUAUUAGUAUUGGUUUGAAAUGUAAAACUUAUAUUAAGAAUUGUGAUUUGAAGAUGAAAUUAUCUGGUGUGAAGUGAAUCAUGUAACUUCCAUCACUAGUCAUCUAUUUUGAGAUUGAAACUUGUGAUUUACACUGAUCUUAAAUAGAAAAUCAAGAGUUUAACCAAGCAUUUUUGUUUGAGUUUUCUCUUUUUAA